Mytilus californianus (California mussel) is the source of this 1502-nucleotide messenger RNA. RefSeq names its product thyrotropin-releasing hormone receptor-like. Gene Ontology annotation, cellular component: plasma membrane. Lineage: Eukaryota; Metazoa; Mollusca; Bivalvia; Mytilida; Mytilidae. The record is from RefSeq and is a predicted model, not a curated record. The transcript is spliced from 2 exons. Gene Ontology annotation, biological process: G protein-coupled receptor signaling pathway. Gene Ontology annotation, molecular function: G protein-coupled receptor activity. The coding region runs from base 1 to 1158 and encodes 385 amino acids.
AUGGAUGACGAAGACAAUUUUAUCCGUGAGUUUCUUAGUGACUUUAUAAAGGAUAUAAAGAUCAACCAAUCAGAAUAUCUGUCAUGUGGGAAUGGAUCAAACCUUACAUGUGAUGAUCAGUGGAACACCAGUCAAGACUCAAGCCAGAGGUCAAUUGGAUCUGAUGUAUUUACUUAUGUCACACCAGUGAUAUUUGCUGUAGGAAUAACCGGAAAUACUAUUUCCUUAUUAGUGUUUCUUACAAAGAACAUGAGGAAAUUAUCUGCAAGCGUAUAUCUCGCAGCACUCUCAACAGCUGAUAUCAUGGCUUUGAUAUUUUACGUCCUUGUUGAGUGGAUAAGAAAAGGAAUACCAACCGGUUCCGGACAGGUUACAGCUCCGUUUUUGGAAAGUAAUGGAGUAUGUCAGAUCAUUCUGUUUAUGUCAUAUUCAUUCCGUUUCCUUUCGGCUUGGCUUGUAGUUUGUUUUACAUUAGAGAGAUAUGUCGGAGUUUGUCACCCGCUGAAACGGAAGGAUGUCUGUAACCUACGUUCUUCAAAACGAAUUGUUUUCUUCGCAGUUAUUGUUUCCUUUGUGAUAGCCUCAAUCCGACCAUGGCUGAGCGAAGUGCGUUAUGUAGGGCCCAAUAAUGUUCCUUCGUGUACAAGACGACUAGAACACACACACCUGUCAUUCAUUUAUGACUGUAUUUUUGGAGUGUGUAUAACCUUUCUUCCAUUCCUGAUUAUAACAGUGCUUAAUACAUUAAUCAUUCGGAAGUUAAUUAAUCGGAACAAAAGACACAGACAAGUGAAAAUCAUAACAGAGGAAAGUAUAAUUCGACUCGAAUUUACUAUCAUUUUGAUAACUAUAUCACUUUGCUUCAUCGCUUUUAAUACGCCAUAUGCCAUUGUUUGGUUUAAACAUUUUCUGCAAAUGAGCUCUAUGCGGAUGGAGGAAAGUAUAUUUGUACUAAAAAAUCAGAACUUAUUGAUUUUUACAAGGACAAUAUUUUUUAUGAAUUAUUGCAUUAACUUUUUCCUGUAUAGUAUAACAGGUGCUUACUUCCGGGAAGAACUUAAAAUGUUAUUUACAUAUAGAAGUAAAGUUUAUCAAAAUUAUCACAAAUGCCCCCUCCCCCAUUCUCCAGCAACAACUCCACAAUCGUGGAUUGCUUGAUGUAUGGAAAAUACGGUUUCAAAGUUAAAUAAAGUCAAUCAAAAUAAAUUAAGAUUUUUUUCUCUUAAAAAAUGAUUACAAUGUUGAUCAUUUUCUUUCUGAAUAUUCUAUGUCGUUAUCAAAAGAGUUAAGCUAUGGGUUAUUUGCACAUCAAAUAUGAUUUAACUCACUGUUCGACUAAGUUUGAGACGAAAAAGAGCAUUCGUUUUUGAUUCAGUAAUGAAUAUUAUCAAUCUUUAAACAAAAGGACAUGAUGGUAAAGCAUCAACCAGUCAGCAACCAAACGGGAAAGACACAUGAACGACAAUUACACAUCUAGUAGUUUUUGAGAAACUUUUUGUUGC